This is a messenger RNA of Adineta steineri, 717 nucleotides long. The record is from the annotation of a GenBank genome assembly. Lineage: Eukaryota; Metazoa; Rotifera; Eurotatoria; Adinetida; Adinetidae.
AUGUUUCAAGUACAAACUGAAUCUUUGAUCUCUGACUUAAGACAAACAAUGAUUAAUGAUUUUAUCUCAUCACUUUCAACAAUAAGAAAAACAACUCAAAGUAAUGCUUUGCUCACUGGACAACUAACUAAUUAUUAUCUUUAUCAAUCAAGCAGUAGUAUUCUUACAUUUACAUAUCCACAGUCAUAUGGUAAUUGUAGUUGUGGAUCUUCAGCUACAUGCACAUCUCAAUCUAGGAUUAUGGACUAUUAUAGCGGUAUAAUAUAUUUGUAUGUGCCAGGUAUUUACAUUGGAUGUUAUAUAAUUGAGUCAUUACUUCAAUCUGAUCUACGUUGUUUUUAUAAUCAGAGUUGUAUAGAUGAACUUCAACCAUUUUUAGCAUCAUUUUCACAAAUGAAUGUAUCAGCACUUGAUAAAUCAUUGUUAGUUCGAUUUAUGGAAAACUCAACAAUUCAAGAGGUGAUGGAUGAAUUAAUGAUCGAAACAUGGAACUCAUCAAUAAUGUAUGAGAGUUAUUAUAAUGAAUGUCAACCAUCACAAUGCAGUUAUACUGUCAAUACAAAGAAUAGUGCAAUAUAUAUUAUUACGACAUUGAUUGGACUAGUUGGUGGUUUAAUAACAGUUUUGAAAUUGAUCGUGCUAAGAAUGGUCAAACUUAUUACGCCUUACAUUCAACGACAUAGAAUGAGACAAAAUGCUGUAAUACCGUUCGGUUAA